Molecule: messenger RNA, 312 nt
Organism: Rhagoletis zephyria (snowberry fruit fly)
Lineage: Eukaryota; Metazoa; Arthropoda; Insecta; Diptera; Tephritidae
Source: RefSeq, a predicted model, not a curated record
AUGUCGCCGACAAAGAAGCUCUCCAAGCCUCUCAUUGAGAAGCGUCGUCGUGAUCGGAUCAAUCGAUGCUUGCGGCUGCUCAAAGAGUUGGUUAUCGAUUCGAAACGGUUUCCAGUUGCCAAUUUGAACAAGUCUCGCUUUGAGAAAGCCGACAUUCUGGAGAUCACCGUGAAGUACCUGAUGACGAUUCAGCAGGAGGAGCGACGUGCCUUUCAGAUGGGCUUCAACACCUGCCACCAGGAGAUUCUGAAGCUUGUUCAGGAGCUAACUAACGGCGGCAAGGAACAGGAUGGCUCAAAUGAGGAGGCAAUG